AUGUCUAAGAUUUUUCAAACCAAAUUAGCCAAAACUGCGUUAGCAGCUGCUGCAGGGGUUGGUGGUACUAUCGUGUACUUGGAUUUUAUCAGGCCGCCAGUUGUGUCGGACUUGAACAACUCAUACAAGCCAUUAAGAAAAGAGUUGGCGACACCACCAUCAAGAGAAUCGUUAUUGAAUAAGUUGGAAACUACGCCUAAAUUCGACGUUAUAGUCGUCGGAGGAGGUGCAACUGGUACUGGUACAGCAGUCGAUGCUGCUACCAGAGGGUUAAACGUUUGUUUGUUGGAAAAGAGUGAUUUUGCUUCCGGAACAUCUUCUAAAUCGACCAAGAUGGCCCACGGUGGGGUUCGUUACUUGGAAAAGGCUAUUUUCCAGUUAUCGAAGGCUCAGUUGGACUUGGUUAUCGAAGCAUUAAAUGAAAGAGGUAACAUGUUGAGAACCGCACCACAUUUAUGUUCUGUUUUGCCAAUCAUGAUUCCAGUUUACAAAUGGUGGCAAGUUCCUUACUUCUUCGUUGGUUGUAAGAUGUACGAUUGGUUCGCUGGUCACCAAAACUUGAGAUCAUCGACUGUUUUCUCAAGAGAAAUGACUAGUGCUAUUGCCCCAAUGAUGGACGACUCGAACUUGAAGGCCACAUGUGUUUACCACGAUGGUACCUUUAAUGAUGCUAGAAUGAAUGCUACUUUGGCUAUUACUGCUAUUGAUCAAGGUGCUACUGUUUUGAACUACAUGGAAGUUAAGCAAUUGGUCAAGAAGGAUGAUAAGAUUACCGGUGUCCUCGCUGUUGAUAGAGAAACUGGUAAGGAAUACAAUAUUAAUGCUACUGCUACUGUUAACGCUACUGGUCCAUUUGCUGACAAGCUUUUGGAAAUGGACAAGGAUCCUCAAGGUUUACCACCAAAGAUUGACCAACCUCCAAGAAUGGUUGUUCCAUCUUCUGGUGUCCACGUUGUUUUACCUGAAUACUACUGUCCAAGAGAUAUGGGUUUAUUAGAUCCAUCUACUUCUGAUGGUCGUGUUAUGUUCUUCUUACCAUGGCAAGGAAAGGUUUUGGCUGGUACUACUGAUACUCCUUUGAAAUCCGUUCCAGAAAACCCAAUUCCUACCGAAGAAGAUAUCCAAGAUAUUUUACAAGAAUUGCAAAAGUAUAUUGUUUUCCCUGUUAACAGAACCGAUGUUUUAUCUGCUUGGUCUGGUAUUAGACCAUUAGUCCGUGACCCAUCUACUAUUCCCGAAGAUGAACAACCAGGUUCCGGUAGUACGCAAGGUUUAGUUCGUUCUCAUUUCAUUUCUCAAUCUCCUAGUGGUUUACUUACCAUUUCUGGUGGUAAAUGGACUACUUACAGAGAAAUGGCUCAAGAAACUGUUGAUACAUUAGUUAAAAACUACGAUUUCGAUGGUAAGAACAACGCCUUAUUACCAUGUCAAACUAACAAGAUUAUCUUAGCUGGUGGUGAAGAUUAUUCAAAGAAUUAUUCUGCUAGAUUGAUUCACGAAUACAGAAUUCCUUUGAAGUUGGCUAAGCAUUUGUCACACAACUAUGGUUCAAGAGCUUCAUUGAUUUUGGAAUUAUAUCACCAAUCUGAUUACAACAAGUUACCAAUCACUUUAGCAGCCAAUAAGUCUUUUGAACCUUCCGAAGAUAAGGAAUCAGAAGAAAAUAUUUUAUCGUACCAAUCGUUUGACGAGCCAUUCACGAUUGCCGAAUUAAAAUACUCUUUGAAGUACGAAUACGCCAGAACUCCAGUUGAUUUCUUAGCUAGAAGAACUAGAUUAGCUUUCUUAAACGCCAGAGAAGCUUUGACUGCUGUUGACGGUGUAUGUGCUAUUAUGGAACAUGAAUUAAAGUGGGAUGAAGAAACGACCAAGAAAAUGAAAUUUGAAGCUAACGAUUAUAUUGGUAAGAUGGGUAUCUCUCCAAAGAGAUUCGAUGUUGAAGAUUUCAUCGUCCAAUGA
Molecule: messenger RNA, 1959 nt
Organism: Debaryomyces hansenii CBS767
Lineage: Eukaryota; Fungi; Ascomycota; Pichiomycetes; Serinales; Debaryomycetaceae
Gene: GUT2
Product: glycerol-3-phosphate dehydrogenase
Exons: 1
Coding region: 1-1959 (652 amino acids)
Biological process (GO): glycerol-3-phosphate metabolic process
Cellular component (GO): glycerol-3-phosphate dehydrogenase (FAD) complex; mitochondrion
Molecular function (GO): glycerol-3-phosphate dehydrogenase (quinone) activity
Source: RefSeq, a predicted model, not a curated record